Schistosoma turkestanicum is the source of this 4163-nucleotide messenger RNA. The record is from the annotation of a GenBank genome assembly. Lineage: Eukaryota; Metazoa; Platyhelminthes; Trematoda; Strigeidida; Schistosomatidae.
UGGAGCAGUAAUUUAACGUCUUCCAACCUGGCGGAUGUCGUACCUGUCGAAAUUUGAUUGCAAAUCAGCUAGAGUUAAGGGAUUAGCUUUCCAUCCUAAAAGACCAUGGAUUCUUAGCAGUCUUCAUACAGGAAUUAUACAGUUAUGGGAUUAUCGGAGUUGUACGCUUAUCGAAAAGUUUGAAGGACACGAGGGUCCUGUUCGUGGCAUCGAUUUCCAUGCAAACCAACCUUUAUUUGUCUCAGGAGGAGAUGAUUAUAAAAUCAGGGUAUGGAAUUACAAACAGCGAAAAUGCUUGUUUAACUUGAUUGGUCACUUAGACUACAUAAGAACUACGUUCUUUCAUAAAGAGUAUCCUUGGAUCUUGAGCGCUUCAGAUGAUCAGACAAUUCGCAUUUGGAAUUGGCAAUCACGAGCCAUAGUAUCUAUUCUAACUGGACACAGCCAUUAUGUUAUGUGUGCUCAAUUCCAUCCGAAGGAAGAUCUUAUUGUAUCAGCAUCUUUAGACCAGACUGUGCGCGUUUGGGAUAUGUCAGGGUUGCGGAAGAAGAGUGUGGCUCCAUCGUCCCUGUCAAGUAUUGAAGACCACUCACGACAGUUUUCAGGCUCCUCUGGUCCUGGUGGUUCUAGUUCAAAUCUGUUUGGUCCAAGUCAUACAGAAUUGUUUGGAACAACCGAAGUAAUUGUUCGUCAUGUGCUUGAAGGUCACGACCGUGGAGUUAAUUGGGUAGCUUUUCACCCAACCUUGCCGAUAGUUGUAUCUGCGGCAGAUGAUCGACUUAUUAAAAUAUGGAGAAUGACUGAAUCAAAAGCAUGGGAGUUGGAUACACUUCGUGGUCAUUUUAACAAUGUUAGCUGUGUUGUAUUUCAUCCGAGACAAGAUUUACUACUUUCUGAUUCUGAAGAUAAAUCUAUCAGAAUAUGGGAUUUAGCCAAACGAACUUGUGUAUCAACUAUUCGUCGAGAUUCUGAUAGAUUUUGGGUUUUGAAUGCUCAUCCAAAACUAAAUAUAUUUGCUUCUGGUCAUGAUACAGGAUUUGUUGUUUUCAAGUUGGAACGUGAAAGACCUGCAUUUACAGUAUAUAAAGAUUAUUUGUUUUAUGUAAAACUUCCUCAUCUAAGACGAUUAGACUUUACCGCUACCAAAGAUAUUCCUAUUAUUCAACUACGAGAAGGUCGUGGUCAGCCUGUAAGUGUUGGUUAUAAUCCAAUUGAGAAUGCUAUGUUAGUCUUAAGUCGACCACGUCAAAGUGAGCUAAACUCAUCAGCUAGUGCUUCCGUAACAAGUGGAACUAAUAUGGUAUAUGAUUUGUAUAUGUUACCUAAAACAAUGGAUAGUAGUAAUACUCAACCUGAACAUGUGGAAAGUCGAUCAGGUAGCGGAAUGGCUGUUGCUUGGAUCGGUCGUAAUAGAUUUGCAGUUUUAGAGAGUUCUGGAUCGAUUGUUAUAAAAAAUCUUUCGAAUGAAAUUGUUAAAAAAGUAUCUUAUUCUGGUGUUGAUCAAUUUUUCUAUGCUGGAACUGGUAAUUUAUUAAUUCGUGAUUCUAAUGGAAUCAGUCUAUGUGAUGUUGCAAAUAAGCGUACUCUGUCAACAUUGAAACAUAUUAAGUACAUUCGUCAUGUUAUUUGGUCUCCUGAUGGUCAAUAUGUUGCAAUGUCCACUAAACUAUAUCUUUAUUUAUGCGAUCGACAUCUAGAAAUCAAAGCUACUGUACAUGAAACAGUUAGAAUUAAAAGUGGUGCUUGGGAAGAACAUGGUGUUUUCGUUUAUACAACAAGUAACCAUAUUAAAUAUUGUCUCUUAAAUGGUGAUUAUGGAAUAAUUCGAACCCUUGAAUUACCUGUUUACAUUGCACGUGUUCGUGGCAAUUCAGUAUAUUGUAUUAAUAGGGAUUGUUCACCGCUUGUAUUCACAAUAGAUCCUACAGAGUUUCGUUUUAAAUUAGCACUGGUUAAUCAUCGAUAUGAAGAAGUUCUUCAUAUGGUUCGUAAUUCAAAUCUUGUUGGUCAAGCUAUCAUUGGUUAUUUAGAAAAGAAAGGAUAUCCAGAAGUUGCACUACAUUUUGUCAAAGAUGCACGUACACGAUUUUCAUUAGCUAUGGAUUGUGGCCAAUUAGAUGUUGGCUUAGAAGCUGCUCAAGCAUUGGACGAUAAAGCUUGCUGGGAAAGACUUGGUGAAUUAGCUUUGAAACAAGGCAAAUUACAACUGGUCGAAAUGACUUAUCAGCGAACUAAAAAUUUUGAUAAACUCACUUUCUUAUAUUUGAUUACUGGAAAUUUUGAAAAAUUAAGAAAAAUGAUGAAAAUUGCUGAAAUUCGAAAAGACACAUCAAGUCAUUAUCAUAUUGCAUUACUUUUGGGCGAUGUUGCUGAACGUGUAAAACUGUUACGUAAUUGUGGACAAAAACCACUUGCCUAUCUUACCGCUGCUACACAUGGCCUUCAACAAGAAGCUAAAGAAUUGGAAGAUCAACUCACUGCAUUAUCAUUGCAAUCUGCAUCCGUUGAUUCCAAUGUUUCCUUUAUACCAGAAAUUAAUCCAAAUGCUUGUUUAAUAAUGCCAUCACCACCUGUCGUUCGAGCUGAUAAAAUUAUUGAUGGAAAACCGUUAGAAAAUGAUUGGCCUCUACUUAGUGUACAAUUGAAUUUCUUUGAAUCAGCAAUAGCUCAACGUCGAAAUGCUGCAUUAAAAUCAGGUGAUAGAAUUGAUGAACAAGAUAACAAGAUAAUUGGUACUUCCACAGUAUCAGCCAGUCUACUUUUAGACACAGAGGAUGUACCUGAAGGUGCUUGGGGAAAAGAUGCUAAUCUGGAACUUGAUGAAUCCAAUGAAUUCGAAGAUAAAUUAGACAUUCGCGAUGAUGCAAUAAAUUCAAGUGAAAUCGGGGAUAAAAAUCCAGAUGAUGAUGGUGGAUGGGAUAUCAAUGAUGCGGAUUUAGAAUUACCCACUGAUCUUCAAAAUCCUAGUAUAGUUUUAACGAAUAAAGUGGAGAAUGCCUAUGUUGCUCCAUCACCUGGUCGACCUAAUAGUUAUUUAUGGAGUGAAAAUUCUAAUUUACCAGCUGAUCAAAUAAUGGCCGGAAAUUGGGUGAAUGCAAUGCGUCUACUCAAUGCUCAAGUUGGAAUAGUUAACUUUGAACCGUAUAAAACAAUUUUCAUGAAUUUGUUCAGUGCAUCACGUACAAUGUGUAUGGCAUUACCAUUGGUACCGUCACAGUUUGCAUAUCCACAACGUAACUGGAAGAAAAUUUCACCAACAUCUAUUCUACCAGCUCCUGUAAUAACUUUAAAUGAAUUAAUCACACGUCUACAAACAGCAUAUCAAUUAACAACUAAAGGAAAAUUUCAAGAGGCUAUCAAUCGUUUUCGUAUAAUUUUAUUAUCUAUACCAUUAUUGAUAGUGGAUUCAUCAUCGGAAGAAUCGGAAGCUCGUAGUUUAAUUAAUAUUUGUCGAGAAUAUAUCGUAGGUCUGUCAAUGGAAAUGACACGUAAAUCUAUGCCAAAGGAUACAUUAGCUGAACAAAUUCGUAAUGCUGAAUUAGCAUGCUAUUUUACACAUUGUCGUUUGGAAACACCACAUCUUAUGUUAACGCUUAGAACUGCAUUGAAUCUGUUGUAUAAACUGAAAAAUUAUCGAUCUGCUGCAACAAUGGCAAGACGUUUAUUAGAUUUGGCACCAUCCAUGGAUGUUGCUCAACAAACACGUAAAAUUUUACAAGCCUGUGAAUCAAUGACACCAUGCGAAGAUUCGCAUACUCUAAGUUAUGAUCCAUUAAAUCCUUUCGAUUUAUGUGCAGCUACUUAUGUACCUAUUUAUCGUGGUAAGGAUUCUGUACGUGAUCCUUUAAGCGGAGCAUACUAUGUACCAUCAAUGAAGGGUCAACUAUGCCGUGUUACUGGGGUUACAGAAAUAGGCAUCGAACAUCAAGGUUUAGUGAUUCGAUCAAAUCGUUCCUGAAUAAUAUUGAUUGUCCGAUGUACAAUGCAAUUGCCUUGAAUGUUAAAAUGAGUGGAUAAUACUUUUUCUGUAUUGUACUGUGAUCAGUUUUUUUCUCUCCUUUUUUUGCUUUUUCUCAUUAAUAUAUAAUUAAUUGUGUAAUUCAUUUCGGGUUUGGUCUACUAUGCAAAAAAUAAACAUUUUUUUAAAAAAAGUAUUGAUUGUG